Polyodon spathula (Mississippi paddlefish) is the source of this 4564-nucleotide messenger RNA. Its product is annotated as raftlin-like. The record is from RefSeq and is a predicted model, not a curated record. The transcript is spliced from 10 exons. The coding region runs from base 593 to 2521 and encodes 642 amino acids. Lineage: Eukaryota; Metazoa; Chordata; Actinopteri; Acipenseriformes; Polyodontidae.
CUAGUCAGUCUCUCCUGGCUGUUGAACUGGUGCUAUCUCUCCUGUAAGCACAUUUAAUGUUUCAGACUCCUCUCUCCUCUGUACUUUAUUAUCGCUUGGCUGGAGCAGCAGACUAGUGUUUGGAAGUUCACUGUCUGCUUGAGCGUCAUCUUUUCAUUUUGCAGACAGUUUUGAAACUAGGCUGCAUGGCAGGAGAAGAACCAUGCAAUCGGAGGAUGUGGUUUUCCUGAGUUUGCAGAACUGCACUGAACAUAUUUUGAGCGUGACUUAAUAGCAAUGUUUGCUGCACGCACUUUUAACAGAUUGAGAUGCUGGUGAAAUGAAAAUGGAGAGAUAUCUGUAAUUUUCAAUAUACAUCAGAAGCUCUGUAGCUGUUUUUUUUUUUUUUUUAGCUUGGUACAAACUUCAGAGAACUGUGUUCCGUCAUUUUUGUGCGGCUUCGGUGAUUCAGAAGUGAGUUUUCUUCAGAACUUCAAGCUCCACUUCCCUUUGAGAUGAAUGUGUCCUUUGCUGGCAGCUCGCUGCUUGAGAUUUGCAAGCCUUGAGUGUUCAGAGCCAGGAAAACAGCAUCAUCUUACUAGAAGCUGCUGAGAUGGGCUGCGGACUGCCGAAACUGGAGAAGCCAGAUGAGAACGGCCCCGGCAAAAUCUACUCCACCCUGAAGAGGCCACAGGUAGAAACCAGAGUCGGAACUGCCUACGCCUACUGCUUUUUAGACUUCACACUUGGGAAGGAUGCAGAGAUCAGCGGGUCCUCGGCAGUCAAGCUCUCGUCUAUCUAUGAGCUGCCUGUCCAGCUGCAGGAGUUGUACCAGCAGGGCUUCGUCCUGGCCGCGGUACAUCCCUUCGUGCACCCAACCGGAGGGAAGGACCAGACUCCACAGGAACGCCUCUUCAGAGCCGUGCUCAUCAAGCAGGCAGACAGCUCUGAGAAUAACCACCAGAAUGGUGAGCUCCACAGCCUGGAAAUGAACAUGUGCCUGUCUUCCAACCAGCUUCCUUGUGCAGAACUCGUAGAGGGCUGUGUUAAGAGAGUGCAGGUCGCUGGAGAACAGGGAGUGAAGUUUGUGGGGUUCAUUCAACAAUACGGUUUUCCAGUGAACUCGAAUGCACACUCCUCUCAGGCUGAAUCCUCAUUAUUGCAUUGCAGCCUGAGUACAGAGAAGGAGGAAAGUUCACAAGAUCUCAGCCCUGACAGCAGACCAGGUUCAGUGGAAGCCAGCGACUGUGAAUCAGACCAGGCGACAGGAACUGAAACCAGUUGUGAGCAGGUGGAGAGUCUCUCGGGUAACGUGGAAGUAAAUGUGGAGCUGCAGGUCACUGAGAAAUUACCUCAGACUUCGUCAAAGGAAAAUGAAGGACAGAUUAAAACAAUGAACUCUGCUGAAUUGGCAGAAGUCAGCAAGGUUGGGAUCAAGGCUUCUGAGGCCGACUCAGUGGCACCCACAACAAAUGGGCCUGCAGAACAUUCAGCAGAGAAUUCCAGUGAGCACAUUGGGGUGGACCAGCACUCUGAAAACAGCAGGGACAGCGAGACACCUGGAAACACUGAACACACAGAGCACAAAGGACCGAAAAAGGAAGUCCAGACAUUUGCACUGUUCAACACGCCCAGCAGCCAGCAGAGCUUGUGUAGGUAUUACACAGUGAAAGUGCCUCUGAAAGUCCACAGGAAAGGCCAGGGUGUCACCAGUGUGGAGGCAGACUGGCUGGAUCACAUGACCCAGCACUUCACCAAUGGGGCGCUGCUGAUUGAUGGGUACUUCCACCUUGAAGCAGAAAAUGAGUCGACACCCCGGUCAGUGGAAGGCACGUUCAUCUUUGAGGAGGCUUCUGAGGUGGACUCGACAGCUGCACAGGCCUACGAUGCCAUUGUUGUGGAACAAUGGACAACUUUCCAAGGUGCUGAGAUUAAGACAGAUUAUAUACCCCUGUUGAAAUCUCUGGCUGUCUUUGGGUGGAGGCUGACCUGUGUGCUUCCAACUCCAAUUGUGAAGACAAACAGUGAAGGGAAUUUGGCAACAAAGCAGAUUGUUUUUCUCCAGAGACCUUUCCUACCCCGAAAGAAAAAGGAAUCGAAGAAAUUAAGCUUCAAGACACGAAGCAAGCUAAAUAAAAAAGCAAUCAAAGAUGUGACAAACCGGAACCAGAAAACAAACACAUCAAACCUGAAAGAGAAUGAGCAGGAGGACCAGAACAUUCUAGAAGAUCUGCAGAAAGAGAAUGAGAAAGAACCAGAACAGGAAGACAGAAAAAACAGCAUGGAGAAACUCAGUCCAAAUAAAGCAGAGACACAAGCUACAGGAAAAGACAAGGAGAGCGCAACAGAGAAAGAGAUAGACAAUGAGACAACUGCACCGGAACAGAACCCAGAAUCACAACAUACUGAAACCAGCAGUGGAAAUGAGAGGGGCAGUUGUGAUGGUUGUGAUGCCUCUGAAGAAGCUGUCCAGGAGACGUGUGCAACAGACACUUCAUACGAGACCAGCUGUGCCCCUGAAAUCAGCUGUGAUUGUGAUUAGCAACCAGAACUGCAGUCCUCCAUCCCUUAGAAAACAGAGAAAAUGGCAACCAAUAAUCACCUGUAAGGAGAAAGUGUUGAACAGCACUCACAGUAACCCGUUCUCUUCACUCUCCAGAUAAGCACACUCAGCAGGACAGUCUUGUUGUGAACUGCAGGCCUUUUGAGGAUGAUAGAAAUGUUCAGCCAGAAACAAUGAGACAUUUUCGAAACCUUGGCACAGAUACUUUGGGUUGCUUUUUUAACCCAAUGAGGCACAAAGGAUACGAAACUAAAGAUGGCUGUUAAAGGGGGACAUGCUCUAUUGCAAACUGUACAUUUCACCAAUAACCUACAAUACAUACGCAGAAUUCAGGCUUUAAAAGCUUUCUAAUAUGGAAACCAAUUACUUUUAGUGUACUGGUACGACAAAAAUAGUUUAGUCAUACCCUUAAUUAAACAUAAGAAACUGUAAGUUGCACUGUAAGUUUGCUUUCUUUAAAAUACAGCUUCUUUUCAAAGUAUAAGGUAAUCAUAUAUGGCUGUGGUUGUUUCCUGUGGUAUGCAUUAGGGCUUAAACUAUUGCGUGCAAGUGCAAGCACACUGCCACUGUGGUUUCUACAGUCUAGCUGAACUGUAGUGCUUUCUGUAAAUUCAACAUUUGUGAAGAUUUUGGUCUCUUAAUAUUAGGUAUGUGUCUUAAUGGUAAGCAGUGUCUUGUAUUGUGCAGAAAUGUUUUAACACUAUGCAUCAGGUACAGCAACAGUAUAUAGGGUUCUGGAUAAUAUAGAAUUCUAAACAAUAUAAAUAUAUACAUUUUCUCAUUGUAAGCGUCAAUAAGCACAGAUCAAAAACACGUUCUAAUUAAACUCAUUUAAUAAGCUUUUUGAAAUAUUACUAAACUACCACAGCACUAAAAAGGUGAGGUGUGUCAUUGUUAGAAACAAAAAAGCAGAAAAUAAUGAAAACGAACAUUGGGAAAGUAAAGUGGACCCUUAGAUUCAUGGUGUUGAAAUGCCAUUAUAAAGGGUUACCGUGGUAAUUUUGCAAUUUUCCCAUACCAGGGUUUGCCGUAUUUUAAAAUAUUCUUUACCAUGCUUACCCAUACUUUCACUGUGCUUAAUUACACUUUGCUAUGUUUUUCUAUGGUAAACUUGUGCAAGGGUACUUACAGCUGUAAUACAAAAUAAUGGGUUUAUCUACUUGUAAAAAGCAUUGUAUUUAACGUGUUUGGAACACCACUUGCUAUGGUUAUCUCUACACUACUAACGCAGUGCGUGAAUUAUCAUGUUUAUACAGAUGCAAAUUAUUUUAUGUGAGCAGUACUCUAUGCCAGUGUUUGGUCAUAUUUACAUAUUUUAAUUAGCCUGUCGGGGACGUAUUUUCAUUAGGCAUGUUUCCUUUUUAAGUAUGAAAUACACCGUUUUUGAAAAACAAGUUAAUUGAAUCUACGAAAGAGAAUGUAUAAUCUGCAUAAAUUAAAUGUAUCAUAAAUCAUCAGUAAUGUACAUUAAAAAAAAAAAGAAUAAUCUAACUAAUCUAGUAUGCGAUCCUAAAUGCAACUGAAGAAGUCUGUUUAAAGUAGGUGAGAAACAGCAUUACUGUGGAUAAGAACAGCGUGGUUUUAAAGCACUGGCGUUUUCUUUCAAUUCUCUUGAUUUUAAAUAAAGUCUCUGUUGACCACCUGACCUAGACGGGUCCAGCCUUUGAUAAGAAACAGCUUGGCAAAUACUACAACAGAAUUAGAGAACAAUUGUGAAAACAUGGAUGAAGAUGACCUUUUUGUCACGAUUUGAGUAGAGUGACCCGUUGCUAAGAUACCAACCUAUCUAAACUGCCACAUAUUCAGACUGCUGUUCUCUGGAUCCUUAUUGGUUGGGUAGAAGGUUUAUUUUUAUUUAUUUAUUUAUUUUUUAACUCACUUCACAUGCAUUAUGGUAAAUGUAGUUCUGAAUACUUGGGAACGUCGACUAAGAUACUAGUGUACCAUAUAUAUUGUAGCGAUCUCGGUUCCCGCAGGCAGGCGCAUCACACAGGGCGAGGCGAACCCGGGACCUCUCGCACU